AUGUUUGCCUACCUGAAAGAGGAAACGGGGGACGCAGUCGACGACAAGACCUUGCGCAGGUUCUGCGACGAGAGCGUCCAGCGAAACGAGUGGUUGGAGAAACACGGCGCACGAUUCGAGGCAUCCUUGUGUCCGUAUAAGACGAGCUAUCCGACAAAUCAACACUAUCUGUACUUCUCUGGCAAUGAGAAGUCGCAUCCUUUCAACAAGGUGGCGGAACCGGCUCCGAGAGGACAUCGGAUGGUCCAACCAGGUUUCUCGGGCGGGGAGCUCUGGCGCGUUCUAUUCGAGUCGGCCUUGGGACUUGGGGUUGACUUCCAGCCUGCCACGAAAGUCGAAAGAGUCCUGUUUGAUGGCCAGGGCAAGACAAGUGGAGUAGAGAUCAGGACAAUGUCCAAUACGAACUCUCUCUUUGCCAAGCACGAGAGCCUGGUCAAGAAGAUCAAGAAGUAUCAGCUGAUGGCCUCACAGUUGGCGGACAAGUAUCACCAACAAGCUGAUAAAAUCUGGCAAGAACAUGCCGUAUCAGAAACGAUCCACUCGCGGGCUGUCGUGCUGUCAGCCGGCGGGUUCGCCUUCAAUCACGAAAUGCGGCAAGUUUUUCUCCCCGAGUUCUCCACCGUCGCACCCCUUGGAACACAGGGCGAUGACGGGUCUGGAAUCAACAUCGGCGUCGAGGCCGGGGGUGCAGUGUCCAACAUGAACAAGAUGUCCGCCUGGCGUUUUCUGUACCCACCAACAGCCCUGGUUGAGGGUGUUGUCGUGGCCCAAGACGGCAAGCGAUUUGCAGCCGAGGACAUGUACGGGGCGACUCUAAGCGACAUCAUGAUUCGGGAUCACGACGCGAAAGGAUUUCUGAUUCUUGACUCAAAUCAGUGGGCUAAGGCCAGGGGCCAGUUGUUUAAGCAAACAAACUUUCCUCUGUUGGUUCAACGACUCCACUGGCUUUACUGGGAUUACAAAAAAGCAAGUUCGCUCGAGGCGCUGGGCAGCAAACUCGGCGUCUCGGCCGAGGGCUUGAAAAGUACGGUGGAGGGGUAUAACCGGGACAUUUCGAGCCGGAAUGAAGAUCGCAUGCAUAAGGCCUCAGAGUACUGCACACCGCUGUUGAAGCCCCCCUUCUACGGCGUUGACAUCUCGUGCCGCGUGGGAGGCAUUCAAGCUGUCAAUGGCCUCACUCUUGGCGGCCUGCGCGUCGAUGGAGACACGGGGCUGGUCCUGACAGGGGAAGAUAAGACCAUCCCCGGUUUAUAUGCAGCUGGGAGAACUGCCGUCGGAGUUUGCGCCAACGGGUACGUGAGUGGGUUGUCAAUCGCUGAUGGGGUCUUUUCUGGCAAGCGAGCCGGGGAACAUGCGGCGCGAGAAAACAAGUGA
Colletotrichum chrysophilum is the source of this 1374-nucleotide messenger RNA. RefSeq lists its product as uncharacterized. The coding region runs from base 1 to 1374 and encodes 457 amino acids. The transcript has a single exon. Gene Ontology annotation, cellular component: plasma membrane. NCBI's taxonomy places the organism in Eukaryota, Fungi, Ascomycota, Sordariomycetes, Glomerellales, Glomerellaceae. The record is from RefSeq and is a predicted model, not a curated record.